UUGUGUUCACAGGGGGGUGAUAUGUAUGAUGACUCAGAUGGCUAUAUUGAUGAUGAUUUAUUGGAAAUAAAAGAUGAACCUCUAGAUGUGGAUGACUGGGGUGAAGAUGAUGAUGAUGAGAUGGACGUAGAUGACAAUGAUGGGGGUGAAAUGGGAGGUGAAUCCCUCCAUGUUGAUGAAGAUUCCACUGACCUGCCAAGAGAAACGUCCAAUUUUAAUCAGUCUCAGUCAUUGUAUCUUUCGGAGAAGCAGGCCAAAAAAAGUAUCAUGCUGAAGGAUGGGCAGGUGGUCCAAAGAAAGAAAGCUCAGCGUAAAGAUAAAGGAAAAUCUCGAUUUACUGCUUACAUGCUUUGGGCAAGAGAAGUUCGACCUGGUAUAAUACAAGCUAAUCCUCAAAUGGAUUUUUCUGCUGUGAAUAAAAGGUUGGGAGAACUUUGGGCUCUGGUUCCUACGUCACAAAAAUAUAAUUGGAAAAGACGAGCCAAAAGACUUGCAGCUAAGGGCAACCAGAAAGGUUCUAUGAUUAGCACUGGGAAAGCUGCAAAACAACCAGGAAACAUAGCACGCAGCAACUUGAUCAAUAAGGGAGGUGUUAAGCCACAGCAAGCUAUUCGUUCUUCAAAGCCUGCUGAAACAAGCCAGGCCAUAGCAGUACCACCAACCAAAACACCAGUUUCUACUUCUAAAAGUAACCGAAACACAACAAGUUCAACUGCUGAUCCUAGUCCACCAAUCACAUAUAAAGUCACAGGGAGAACACCUAUAGAUGUUGCUGCCCACAUAAAGCUGCUUGGAGAGUCUCUCAACAACAUUGGUCAAAAGCUUAAAGAACAUGAGGCUGAUAACUUAGAAUCACAAAGAUCCAGAAGUGGUCGUGUUGUAAGGAAACCUCUAUAUCUUCAGGAUUAUUUGUGAUAAAUUUAAAGAGCC
Messenger RNA from Macrobrachium nipponense, 930 nucleotides. RefSeq names its product HMG domain-containing protein 4-like. The coding region runs from base 22 to 915 and encodes 297 amino acids. The transcript has 8 exons. Lineage: Eukaryota; Metazoa; Arthropoda; Malacostraca; Decapoda; Palaemonidae. The record is from RefSeq and is a predicted model, not a curated record.